CCGGGGACCGCCGGGCCCGGGGCGCUGCGCCGCCCUCCGACCGCUCACCUCCCCUUCACCGUCACGCCGCGUUUCCGUAUGAGCUCAUCCAGAGACAGGUCCGCCAUCUUGUGGCGGGGCCGAACGACGAGACGCAGCAAGGAAGCCCCGGAGGUGACACCGUAGGACUUCCGGCCAUCGCCCCACCCCCAGAAGCUCGACGGGCCCCGCCCUCGGCCCCGCCCCGUGCGGCGGGGAGUGCCCACAACCCCCCGCGGCACACGGGCCGCUCAUUUGCAUACGAUUCCGAACGUCCCGGUGCGGUUCUGCUCGCGGCAGCGGCUCCGUGGCGCAGAACGGACAGAGACCGGGCAGAAGCCUAAGGGAACUGUCAUUGAAUUUAUCCGUGAUAAGAUAACUGGGGAGCCGCUCGCCCUGGCCUAUAGAGCUAGCGCGCAGAGGUGUUCCGGCGGAGCUGAAGGAGAGUAGUUAUGCCUUAAACUUAUGAGUAAGGAAAAUAACGACCCGGGGUGACGCCCGGGUCCUCACUGCUAAUGUGAGAGGAAUUUUUGCGCGGGUACAGGUCGCCCCCGGGUGCCCCGCCUACUUCGCGGGAUGCCCGGGUGCCGUGAUCUGCCCGACCCUCUGUGCCGCGCGUGUUAACAACAGAGCUCUGUGUUCACCUGCAGUGCUUGGGGAUAUUCUCGGCCCGCUCGUAGCGUCAUCCGCCCGCUGUGAUGCGGCCGGACACCGCCUCCUCAGUGCUCUAGCACGUGGUUACCGGGAAUUCGAAUUACUUUACAGAUCAAAAAUAGCUUAACUAGUGUCUCCCUCCUUCUGCUGCCUUCACUGAUCUGCCUUAAGGGCCUUCACGAAGCUAAGAAAUACAUCAACCCACUCCUAAUAUAUCAUGUGUCUGCAGGAAGUGAUUCCUUUUCUAUGCUUCUGACGGAGGAAUUAGGCUAUUCAAGAUCAGACUAAAAUUGAAAAACGGCAGUGAAAGGGAAAACUGUCUUAUGCAGCUUGGGCGGAGGUGACCUUCCAGGGAUGCCUCCUGCCCUACCUAUCUUGACCUGCAGGACUGUAGCUCACUGCAGAUCCUGGUGCUGCUGAGCCUCCCUCCCAAUGCCCUUUUGAAGCACAGAGCACCCCCAGGGCCUGCAGUGUGGGGUUUCUUCCUGUCAUUAGAAAACACUUCUCCAAAAUGCAGUUUUGCUCCCGCCUGCAGCUCUGUCUGAUCCCCAGCACCUGUCACGAGUUUCACUUGUGACCCCUCCACAGCCUCCCUGUUACCUUCCUGCCAUCUCCCCACCACAGGAUCCUGAGCUGUAAUAACUCCAAGGCAUUGCCGUGGAUGCGGCAGCAUCCAGCGUGUUGCUGCAGAGCUGGCGGCCCAUGUGUACUCCAUGCGAGAUACACGAGGAAAACUCCUGGACUUCAGUAGAGCAGAAGCUGCCAGUGAGAGCCUGGGACAAAUGCAGAGAAGAUGGGCACCGCUGAGGCAUGCUCACAGUCACACAGGCUCAGGAUCCCAGAGCACUGAUUCUGUUUCAGGAACGUUUCGAGCCUCGGUGAGCCUGUAGUCAUACCAGCAGUGACACCAAGUCCCUGCUUAGUUGUCCACUGGUGCUUGAUCCAGUUCCAGGGUGGAACAUGACUGCAUUACUCUCAAAUUAAGGGAAGACACAGAGACCUGAACAUUUUUGAAGGUUAUACCAGGAAUGUCAGUUAAUUUGUCUCCAGGUACCAGCACCUGCCAAGCAAUGCCUGCAGCAGCAGCUGCUCACCAAGCAGGAAGUAUUUCACUAUGGAUUCCCUGAACAGAGACGUGCUCAGGACAGUAUUUAGAGAGCCCUGAGGAGAGAACUGGAGCAGAAAGACCCUGCCAGGACCUCCCUGUCCUUCUUCCUCCUGCUGCACCCUUCGUUGCCAGCAUCUCCUCCACCAUGUCGUUCUCUGAAGCAGAAGUGCAAAGUGCCCGCGGUGCCUGGGAGAAGAUGUAUGUGGAUGCUGAGGACAAUGGGACAGCUGUGCUGGUCAGGAUGUUUACUGAGCACCCAGACACCAAGUCCUACUUCACACAUUUCAAAGGCAUGGACUCUGCUGAAGAGAUGAAACAGUCAGACCAAGUCAGGGGCCAUGGCAAGAAGGUUUUCACUGCCAUCAACGAUAUGGUGCAACACCUGGACAAUUCCGAGGCUUUUCUUGGGAUAGUGAACCCACUCGGCAAGAAACACGCCACUCAGCUGAAGAUUGACCCCAAAAACUUUAGGAUUAUCUGUGACAUUAUCUUACAACUGAUGGAGAAGAAAUUUGGUGGAGACUGCAAAGCUUCCUUUGAGAAGGUAUGAACAUCUCCAGGGCGUGGAUUUCACAGUGUAACUCCCAGCAAAUUACUCUGGCUGUGUUCCCUGGCGAGGGCAAUAGCACCGAGCUCACUGACUCCUGUGCUACUCAAGAGUGCACCCAGCUGAGGGAAGCUGCUGCCUCGCUGAGUGGGUGACAUGGUGGGCUCAGCCCAGCAUGGAACUCAUCCUGCCCAGUUGCACAGCCUCGGCCUCCCUUCAGUGGUAACUGAGUCCUGAACUAUUUAAUUGCUUUUCUUCGUAUUCCUUAGAUGUGGUGAAACAAUCAGCUAAUAACUGCAAAUAACCACAUGCUGGUUUGCUUCAGUGUAACACAAUAAACACAGAGAAAGCA
This is a messenger RNA of Chiroxiphia lanceolata (lance-tailed manakin), 2679 nucleotides long. RefSeq names its product cytoglobin-1-like. Bases 1926 to 2330 code for a protein of 134 amino acids. The record is from RefSeq and is a predicted model, not a curated record. Gene Ontology annotation, molecular function: oxygen binding; iron ion binding; heme binding. Gene Ontology annotation, biological process: oxygen transport. The transcript has 7 exons. Lineage: Eukaryota; Metazoa; Chordata; Aves; Passeriformes; Pipridae.